Molecule: messenger RNA, 525 nt
Organism: Penicillium digitatum Pd1
Lineage: Eukaryota; Fungi; Ascomycota; Eurotiomycetes; Eurotiales; Aspergillaceae
Product: SDR family NAD(P)-dependent oxidoreductase
Molecular function (GO): oxidoreductase activity
Source: RefSeq, a predicted model, not a curated record
AUGAAGGAGUUUAAUAACGUGAUGAAUGUGAGUGUUACCGGGUCUUAUUACACGGUAUUGGCGUUCUUGCCUCUGCUAGAAGCGGCGAAUAGGAGGCGUCCUGCGCCGCAGCAGGAUUUCCUGGCUGUCCCGAGUGCGCAGGUUAUAAUCACUAGCUCGAUUGCUGGGUUUUUGCGCAAGGUGCCAUUUAGCUUUGCGUACAACUCUUCCAAGGCCGCCACGACACAUCUGAUCAAGUUGCUUUCCACUUCGUUUGCUUAUUACGGUAUUCGGGUUAACGGUAUCGCGCCUGGUCUUUACUACUCGGAUAUGGCCAAUCAUAUCUUCCAGGCUUCUGGCUUUCAGGGUCGGGCUAUUUCUGAUGGGUCGUUUCCGAAGGAGAUGAUUCCUGCUACCCGCGGUGGUGGUGAGGAGGACAUUGCAGGGUUGAUUCUUUGGCUGGCUAGUGACUCAGGUGGUUAUAUCAAUGGUUCUGUCUUGGUCACUGAUGGUGGUCGGAAUUCUGUUUCGCCUGCUGUCUACUGA